GGACUGUACAAGCGAAAAGCUUGCACAAAGACAUUACUCCAUCAAUCGAGACGCAACACUUUGAUGAAAUUCAUUUACCUCACAACAUAUAUGAUGUUGUAAUCGUAGGUGGCGGCAUAACAGGAUGCACGCUAGCCUGUGCAUUAGCAUCCACACCAGAAACUUCCUUGCUGCGAGUUGCGUUAAUUGAAGUCAGCGAUUUGACCAAAAUUAAAGGCUGGAACCCAUCCGAGGAGGAAUUUUCGAAUCGCGUAAGUUCGUUGACACCUCGAUCUGUCGGAUUUCUAAAAGACAUAGGAGCCUGGCAACAUGUAGAUAGAUCUCGCACCCGACCCUACGAAUUCAUGCAAGUUUGGGAUGGUAUCAGCGACUCUAGAUUAAGCUUUGAUCUCGACAAUAUCAAGUCAGAUGCCAUUGCAUGGGUUGUGGAAAAUAAUCAUAUUCAACGUGCGAUUCUUGCCCGUCUUGAGGAAUGCAAUGAUGGCAAUGUGGACGUUCUUGAUGGCACAAGGGUUGAAAAAAUCUUUUACGAGAGUGAGUCGGGCAAUGAAUUCGAUCUGUCAGAUUGGCCCACCGUGCUUCUAAGUAGUGGAGAGACUUUAAAGGCGCGUCUACUGGUCGGCGCCGAUGGAGUAAACUCAGCUGUACGUUCUUUUGCUGGAAUCGAUAUGCUUGGUUGGGAUUAUGAUGCUAAUGCAGUUGUUGCCACGUUACAUGUUGACCCUCUAGUGGAGAAUAAGACAGCGUGGCAGCGAUUCCUUCCAACUGGUCCCAUUGCCAUGUUACCGGCAAUAUGGUCUACUAUUCCUGCAUUGGCGUCAAAACUUCGUCUCCUUCCAGAAAGCGAUUUCGUUCAUCUUGUCAAUGCUGCUUUCAGACUGCGUUUGGCCGACCUACAGUAUUUUCAAUCGCAGCUUUUGGAGGGAGACGAUAUAAAUUUACAAGAUGAAAUUACAUGGCGGGAACAAGUCGAAACCAAGAAUUUCACGGGUGAGAACAUGGAGGAUGAUAGUAAAUUACCCCCAAGGAUUUUGGGUGUGCAAGAAAAGAGUAGAGCAUCCUUUCCAUUAAAGAUGAGGAACGCUGAGAGAUAUGUUAAAGAGAGGAUUACAUUGAUUGGUGAUGCAGCACAUACCAUACACCCGCUUGCUGGUCAAGGAUUAAAUCAAGGCAUUGCAGAUGCCCAAUGCCUGACACAAACCAUUCAGGCUGGAGUUAACACGGGACAAAACAUUGGCGAUCUGGAAUUACUUGGUGAAUAUUCAUCUGCUCGAUACUUGCCCAACCUUGCCAUGAUUGGAGCUGUGGAUAAAUUACAUAAACUAUAUUCUACUGAAUUCGGUCCAAUAGUAUGGACAAGAUCUAUUGGGUUAAACGCGAUCAACAGAAUGUCACCGCUCAAGACUGAAAUAAUGAAAUUCGCCAUGGGGAUUGGAACGGAUGUUUAUGGAUAA
Paraglomus brasilianum is the source of this 1454-nucleotide messenger RNA. The record is from the annotation of a GenBank genome assembly. NCBI's taxonomy places the organism in Eukaryota, Fungi, Glomeromycota, Glomeromycetes, Paraglomerales, Paraglomeraceae.